This is a messenger RNA of Galdieria sulphuraria, 1977 nucleotides long. RefSeq names its product sucrose transporter, GPH family. The record is from RefSeq and is a predicted model, not a curated record. Gene Ontology annotation, cellular component: membrane. The transcript has 6 exons. NCBI's taxonomy places the organism in Eukaryota, Rhodophyta, Bangiophyceae, Galdieriales, Galdieriaceae. Bases 38 to 1954 code for a protein of 638 amino acids. Gene Ontology annotation, biological process: transmembrane transport. Gene Ontology annotation, molecular function: sucrose:proton symporter activity.
GGCGCACGAUUAAGAAGAGCCUCAGGCUCGAGAAGAGAUGAAGAACCUCAAUAAAGACCUUUUUAAGGUGGAAGAAAGGACAGAACAGCUCGACAAUAAUUCCUCAUCAGAAGAUGAAGAGACUCUCCAGCCUUUAACCUUGAGAAGAUUACUUUUAUUGACCAUUUGUACGGCAGGACAGGCCUUUAGCUGGGCGUGUCAGUUUACGUACAUGACUCCACACUUCCUAGAGUUGGGUUUAGAAAAGGAAUGGGCUAACUUCCUGUGGGUAGCUGGUCCAAUAAGUGGCUUAAUAGUACAACCCACCAUUGGCGCAUACUCAGAUCGCUGCACGUCGCGCUUUGGAAGGAGACGACCUUUUUUGUUUGCUGGAAUGUUAUGCAUGGUCUGUGGACUUUUGUUAGUUGCGAACUCGAAGAAUAUUGGGAAACUUUUUGGAGACUCUUCCAGGAGCGCCCCACGAGGAGCUCUUGUUAUUUCGAUUAUCGGUUUUUGGAUCAUAGAUUUGUCAAACAAUGCGAUACAGGCUCCAGGAAGAACUCUUCUUGCAGAUUUAGCACCUCCAGAGCAGCAAGAAUUGGCCAACGCGUUGACUUCGUUUUGGAUGGGAGUAGGUAAUUUAGGGGGUUACGUUGUGGGUGGAUUUCCCGCCAUAUAUUCUUGGAUACCUUUGGGUUGGAGUGACCUUAACAGUGUUUUCAUCAUUGCCGUGGCAGUUCUCGUUCCUACUUGUCUGACAACUCUACUAUGUGCGAAUGAGAAACCAUUGGCCAAAGAUCCUUUAGAAUUUAUGGGAGACUCGGGGAGACGACAAAGUAUAGAUACGGGGAAAAGGCCAACUGUUCUAACAGAAAUUCUUCGUGCUUUUGCGGACAUGCCGAAGCCUAUGGAAGGCGUGAUGUAUGUCCAAUUUUUUAGUUGGAUUGCAUUCUUUGCUUUUCAGAUCAACGCAAGUAGUUGGAUGGGUGAGAAUAUUUUCGGUGGAAAGCCUACUGCAUAUCCAGAAUAUAGUGAAGAGGCCUUCAAGCGUCUUCACGCUUUUGAGGCAGGCGUCAAGGCUUUCAGUUUGAGUAUGGCAGUCCAAUCUGUCGUCUCGCUAUUGUUUUCUGCACUGCUACCUGUCGUUAUAGGCUUAACAAGUUUGAGAGCAGUUUAUUUGUUUACUCAAAUUGAUCUGGCUAUGACUUUGCUGGUUGCCGUUGGUAUUACUUACUUACCUGUUACUUGGAGAAAAAUCUUUGCCAUGUUGCUUGUCUCUAGUACUGGAAUACCAUGGGCUGCAACGCUCUCAUUGCCAUAUGCUAUUGUUGCUCGUUUGGCUGAUCCGGACGCAAAAGGAUUAUUCCUUGGUGUAUUAAAUAUUUUCAUAGUCAUACCGCAACUACUAGUAGCUCUCAGUGUAGGUGCAGUCUUGAAAAUGUUUGGUGGCAACCUCAAUGCAGCUCUUGUACUGGGUGGAUUUUCAGCUAUUCUUGCGGCAUUUUUUGUGGUUAACUUAACACUUCCAAAAGAAAUUGAGACAGAAGAGGAAGAUGAGGAACGGCAAGAGGAAGAAAAAGAAGAAGAUGAACAGGUUGAAGAUCGAUAUAGAACCGUUCGAUCCAGAGUGCGAUCGAAAGCAGGGUUAGGAGGAGGGAGAAGUGGGUUUUCCGAACCAACACUUGAAGAAGAAAACGUGCCUUUGUUGGUUCCACGUUCACGCUCACGAAUCAGAACCUCUCCUUCAGAAGUAUUUUUGCCCACUUAUGGAGCAAUACCAGGAUAUGGAAUUUUCUAUGGCUUUGGAAGUAAGCGUUUCCAGGCCACGAUGCGACGUGUUAGAUCCAGUGAAGGACCGCUUAUGCGUGUUACAUCUGCAUCUUCAGGUUUACGAAUACCAAAAAUACGUCGUGUCCAAAGUGAGGCAAGAACCCCGUUAAACUGCUACACCGGCAUUGACAAAACUGAGAAAUAAGAUAGCCAUACUUUAUACAGAGU